Cetraspora pellucida is the source of this 1200-nucleotide messenger RNA. NCBI's taxonomy places the organism in Eukaryota, Fungi, Glomeromycota, Glomeromycetes, Diversisporales, Gigasporaceae. The record is from the annotation of a GenBank genome assembly.
AUGAAUAUAUUCAUGAAAGUUGGUUUAUCAUAUUUAGUGCUUAUCUUUACCUUGUUCAUUACUACAUCUAAUGGUGCAACACCUAUAUCGCCGGCUGGUCGUAGUUAUUCUUGUUCUGUCACUAUUAAUAACAAGCUAUAUGUCUUUGGUGGCGACCCUUUCGGAAUAAUAGGGACUACCCAAGCAAUAUAUCUUGAUAUAUCACUCAUUGGUACACCAAACCCAUGGUUUCUUUUGACUGAUAUACCUACUAGUGUUUCAGCUGCUAAUGCCGUAUUUAAUGGCAACAAUACUGUAUUUUUAAUCAAUUAUUCUACAGUUUAUGCUUAUAAUAUAUCUAAUAAUCAAUGGUAUCCAACGGAUAUAAAUGGAAUUAUACCUCAAAGUAGAACCCAAGCAACUGCUGUUAUUGAUAAAAAUGGAAUGAUUUGGUAUUUUGGAGGAACAAAUGUUACUACAAACACUUCUUUUAAUGACAUUAACUAUUUCGACACUAUCACUUAUUCUUGGUCUGUUGGUUCAACCGUGAAUGCUCCAACAACUCGUUUUAACAUGAUUUCAAUAUUUUUACCUAGUAGAGAAAUUCUUUAUAUUGGGGGUGUUGAUGGCUCUACUCGUAGAUAUAUUGAUAUGGCACAGGGGCGUGAGUUGUUUACAGCAAUCCUAGCACAAGAUGGCACUAUUAUAAUUUAUGGUGGAAACAAUAUUAAAAAUUCACCUACUCCAACAAUGGCAAAAUUGAAUACGAAUACUUCACCAUAUACAUGGACUUCUAAUGAAAUUAGCUCGGAUGCUCCACAAUACUUAACUGGUCAUGUAGCAGCAACAAAUGGAACUCAUAUGAUACUUGCACUCGGUGCUACAUCUAAUAAUGGGAUCUUUGAUCUUACAGAUAAAUAUACUAUUAUCAAUAGUCUCAAUUAUAAUAUAUAUACUCUUAAUAUACAAACUAAUGUAUGGUCGGUAAACUCAACGACACAUAAAUCUGUUACAUCACCCACAUCAUCUAAUACACCUAAUGGUAAAAAUAUUGAUGCAAAUAUAGGCAUUAUUGUGGUUGUUAUUAUUGCCGUCAUACUUGUUAUUAUUGCAGGUGUAUUAGCAUUUGUAUUCUAUAGAAAAUGUAAAAAAAAUAAUAAAGAUAAAGAAGUUAAAAUUAUUCGAAUAUCGGGUAGUAAUGAUAAUGAACAACCGCAAUAA